AUGAACAAACCAAAAGUAUUCAUAUUGGAUCCAUUCCAUCCCGAAGCGAUCAAGAAGCUACAAGCGACCCCAUCCGUUGAACUCGUUCGUCGAAACGAUGACCGUGUAUCAAAGUGGCGUGCAGAAGCAGACGCACUUAUGAUCCGAUCAGAGACUCGAAUCACGGCAUCAGACAUAGAGCAGACUUCGAAGCUCAAAUGUAUCGUCAAGCAGGGCGUCGGUGUUGACAACAUUGAUCUGGAUGCUGCCGAACGACGAGGCAUUGCCGUCUGCAACACUCCAGCGAUGAACAGUGAGUCGGUUGCGGAGUUGACGAUAGCGCUGGCUUUGUGUGUGGCUCGGAGGGUCGUUGAGUUCGAUCGGCGGAUACGGGGCGGAGAGGCCAUUGUCCGGUCCCAGGUUCUAGGACUUUCAUUGUUCAAGAAGACCAUUGGCAUCGUUGGAAUGGGAAACAUUGGGAGCGUUGUUGCGCGGAAGUGGAUUGGAGCAAUGGAAGGCGACAUCAUCGCCUACGAUCCGUUUGCGUCUGCGGAAGCCUGGCCAGACAUCAAGCACCGCCGCGUGAGUGACCUGAACGAGCUAUUGAAAGAAGCAGAUGUCGUUACUCUGCAUGUGCCGCUGACGAAGGACACAAGACGUCUGAUUGGGAAGUCUGAGUUCGAGCGGAUGAAAUCAGAGGCCAUCCUGUUGAAUUGUGCUCGGGGUGGAGUUGUUGAUGAAGACGCUCUUCUUCACGCUCUCGAGGAGGAGAAGAUACAUGGCGCUGCCCUCGAUGCGAUGGAAGUCGAGCCGCCGACAGCAAAGGCAUAUCCUAAGCUACUCAAGAGAGGCAAUCUCAUCAUAACGCCGCAUGUGGGCGCCAAUACCUUGGAGAACCAGAUCGCCAGCGGGAUGAAGGUGGUGGAGACGGUGUUGGCAUUGUUGGAGGGAAGAGAGGUCCCUAACCGAUUGGUGUGA
Molecule: messenger RNA, 957 nt
Organism: Saxophila tyrrhenica
Lineage: Eukaryota; Fungi; Ascomycota; Dothideomycetes; Mycosphaerellales; Extremaceae
Exons: 1
Coding region: 1-957 (318 amino acids)
Molecular function (GO): NAD binding; oxidoreductase activity, acting on the CH-OH group of donors, NAD or NADP as acceptor
Source: RefSeq, a predicted model, not a curated record